This is a messenger RNA of Sardina pilchardus (European sardine), 1906 nucleotides long. Its product is annotated as fibroblast growth factor receptor homolog 1-like. Gene Ontology annotation, molecular function: ATP binding; growth factor binding; transmembrane receptor protein tyrosine kinase activity. The transcript is spliced from 12 exons. The record is from RefSeq and is a predicted model, not a curated record. NCBI's taxonomy places the organism in Eukaryota, Metazoa, Chordata, Actinopteri, Clupeiformes, Clupeidae. Gene Ontology annotation, cellular component: plasma membrane; signaling receptor complex. Gene Ontology annotation, biological process: cell surface receptor protein tyrosine kinase signaling pathway; protein phosphorylation; multicellular organism development. Bases 553 to 1809 code for a protein of 418 amino acids.
GUCUUUUGUGAGGCACAAGAACUAUUACAAUCAACACACAUGGACAAGUUGGUGUGUGAGAUACUUUGUUUUGAGAGAUACCUCAUCUAUUGAAGAUGAAGGUAUUUGGUAAUUGGCUAUUUAGUGGCAAUGAAGAUUACCAACAUUGACUAACGCAAGUUUAGGGACAGAAAACCCAACAGUGAACGCCUUGGUGUUGACCAGAGGGGAGGUGCUGUUAGUGGCUAUCUUUGCCAUGCUUCACUCGAGAAAGAUUGAGGUCAAUGACAUAUUUCAGAAAAAGGAAAUGCUACUCUCUCAGAAGUACAACUAUAUGUAGGUGGACAGAAGGAAAGAAGACGCCUGCAGUGUGGGCUUGGCUUGAUCUAAUCACUUUAUGGAUAUAAGACAUUUUUGGUGCUAAAGAGAACCUGUCAUGGAUGAACCAUUGGAGCCAGCCUAGUAGUGCUUCUUCCCCCGCUGCAGGCAGAGGAAGCUGUCAGUUCUGAAGAAGUCUGACACUUGUAAUUCUCUCCAGGUUUUGUCUUUGGAUCCAGACAUCUCCAUAACAACAUGUCACACCACAACAACAACUCCUCCCCGCCUAGUAAUAUUGGAGGACAUUUGGGCAUAUCCAUUGUAUUUGAUCAGCUGCAUAUAGUGCUGAUAUCUGUGUCUGGAUUCUUAAUUGUGGCAGCCCUACUGAUGACUUGUUGUUGGACUAAAAAGUAUCGCUCACUGACAAGAACUGUUCGAGAUCUAAAGCUCAGACAGCCACACCCGGGUCCUCCCCCUGAAUCUCCUGCUGAUAACUCCUAUGCGAACAACAUCACUGUGACUUUUGUAAGCAAAGGCAGCCGCGUACUUGACACUGCUGCAAUUUCAAGACAGGACACCAAAUCAGGCUCAAGAUCUUUGUGGAAGCCUCCACAAAUGGCAGUACAUUUGAAAAGGGAUGACCUGAGUCUUCUGCAGCUUAUCAAGGCUGGAAGGGAGGGGGUGUUCUACAAAGCUAAAAUGAUCCGUGGCACCUGCAAGGGUCACUCUAUGUUCACCUGCAAGGUCUCCAAAGAAAAUGUGACAUACAAACAGGUGCAGAAGGAGAUUGGCAUCAUGAAGAAACUGGGCAACCAUAAGAAUCUGCUUCAGCUGCUGGACUGGGAUGUCACACAGACUCCCUACUUCCUGGUCAUGGACUUUGUCAGCAAUGGCACACUGCGCAACUAUCUGCAGCUCAAUCAAGAUAGAUUGUCAGCUGACAAUAAUCUGCAGCACCUCUUCACCGUAGCCGCCUACCACAUAGGACUCGCCAUGGAUCACCUACGCAACAAGAUGGUGGUACACUGUGACCUAGCCUUAAGGAACAUCAUGGUCAACAGCUUUCCUCGAGAGGUGAAAGUUGGAGAGUUUGGUCUGGCCAGAGACUUGACGCGGAUGAGGAGCCGCCGCAGUGGCAGAAGUAAAACGGCUGACCAUGAAAGAGUCCCUUUGCGCUGGUAUCCCCCAGAGUACUUCAAGGACAAAUAUUACGGAUUCAAAAGUGAUGUCUGGUCUUUUGGAAUUGUACUAUGGGAGAUGCAGACAUUUGGUACAUUGCCAUACCCCAAUCUAGACUCCUCAGAAGAUGUGGUGCGUCAUAUCAGUACUGGACACAAGAAUGUAGAACCAGCGGGGUGCAGGGUGGAAAUUUUGCAGAUGAUGCAGGAUUGUUGGGCGGAAGCCUACACACACAGACCUUCCUUCAAAGAUAUUGUGGGAGUCCUCGAGCACAUUCUUGAGAAUGAUGCAGACUACGUGGAUGUCGACAACAAAAGAGUUAAUAUUAUUUAAAAUAUGUGGUUUACAUGGAGAAUGGUUUGGAGCAUAUGCUAGGCCUACUUGUAGAUUGUAGAUCUAGGUUCAAUUCAGUAUUUCAUAAAUUAUUAUU